Messenger RNA from Punica granatum (pomegranate), 2262 nucleotides. Lineage: Eukaryota; Viridiplantae; Streptophyta; Magnoliopsida; Myrtales; Lythraceae. The record is from RefSeq and is a predicted model, not a curated record.
CAUUUGAGCUUUAGUGCAAAUUUUGCCGUUUUUUAUCAUGUCGUGUUUACUUUCAUAUCAUACUCCGAUUCAUAAACUCUUUCGAUAACAUAGUCGACAGUACGAAUAUGCAAUUCGACUGUUACGAAUAAUUAAUGAAUCGGAGCACGAUACAAAUAAAAUAAAACUGAGUACGAAAUAGCCAAAAAAUACCUACCUCCUCCUUCUUCCCUCCAAAGCUUCAAAGCUCCCACCUUUCUCCUUCUUCAACACCCGACCCUCUUGAAAAUGCUGCUCUGCAAAGCCCUAGUUCAGUCCCCGGGCACCCCACUUCUCCGGAGCCGCCCUUCUCGACUGCCGCCUCCUCUGUUCCUGAGCCCACCUCGCUUCUUCUUCAAACCUCACACUGCCCGUGCCCCUCUCCCGUUAAGGGCCGAACCUUUGCAUCUUACUCGCUGCAUCAGCAGCCAGGGCCAUGGGGUUGUCGAGCAGGAAGAACCCGGAACCGAAACAGUCGGCGGUGGGGGUGAUGAUUUUGGGUCGUCUGAGGAGAAGGAGGAGGAGGAGGAGGAGAGGGGGGCGGAGACGGGAGAGGAGCUGGCGGAGCAGGGGUUGUUGAAGCAGAUGAAGGAGAUUGUCAAGUUCGCCGGGCCCGCUACGGGGCUGUGGCUUUGUGGGCCGCUGAUGAGUCUCAUUGACACCGCCGUCAUUGGACAGGGAAGCUCCCUUGAGCUCGCGGCUCUUGGUCCAGCGACGGUUCUCUGUGAUUAUAUGAGCUAUAUUUUUAUGUUCCUCUCAGUUGCUACUUCCAAUAUGGUUGCAACCUCAUUGGCACAACAGGACAAAGACGAGGUGCAGCAUCAAAUAUCAGUCUUACUCUUUGUUGGGUUGAAUUGUGGCUUGUUGAUGCUUCUUUUCACAAAAUUCUUUGGCUCAUGGGCAUUAACUGCUUUUUCUGGCCCAAAAAAUGUACAUAUUGUGCCUGCUGCAAAUACGUACAUUCAGAUUCGAGGCAUAGCAUGGCCUUUUGUCCUCAUUGGAUGGGUAGCUCAAAGUGCGAGUCUCGGCAUGAAAGACUCAUGGGGACCUUUGAAGGCGCUUGCAGCUGCCAGUGCUGUGAAUGGCAUCGGUGACAUCAUCCUCUGCACCUUCCUAGGUUAUGGCAUUGCAGGCGCAGCAUGGGCCACAAUGGUCUCACAAGUUAUUGCAGCUUACAUGAUGAUUGCAGCUCUUAACGAGAAAGGGUACAAUGCUUUUGCAUUAUCUGUUCCAUCAGCUGGUGAACUCGUCUCCAUUAUCGGGCUUGCAGCUCCUGUCUUCAUCACUAUGACGUCAAAGGUGGCCUUCUACUCACUCCUUAUAUAUUUUGCCACAUCUAUGGGCACGAUUACUGUGGCCGCUCACCAGGUCAUGCUUCAAACGUUUAGCAUGUGUACAGUGUGGGGUGAGCCUCUGUCUCAAACUGCUCAAUCUUUUAUGCCUGAGUUGAUAUAUGGACAGAAGCGAAGCUUAGAAAAGGCUAAAACGCUGUUAAAGUCUCUGGUGAUCAUUGGAGCUAUACUUGGAGUAACCUUGGGAAGUGUUGGAACCUUCAUUCCUUGGUGCUUCCCCCGUAUCUUUACAUCUGAUCACGAUGUCAUUCGAGAGAUGCAUACGGUUCUAAUUCCAUAUUUCAUGGCGUUAUCUGUGACGCCGCCCACACAUAGCCUCGAGGGUACAUUGCUGGCUGGACGAGAUCUCAAGUUCAUCAGUGCAUCGAUGAGCGGAUGCCUUGCUUGGGGUGCUCUUCUACUAAUGCUUGUGAGCAGUAAAGGUUUCGGUUUAAUGGGUUGCUGGUUCGCCCUCUCGGGAUUCCAAUGGGCUCGGUUUUUCAUUGCCCUUCGGCGCCUCAUUUCCCCCAACAGUUUCUUGAACUCAGACUGUAAACUCGAGAAGCUUAGAGCCGCUUAGCUCAUUACAAUCAUAGUGCAGAUGGUAGUGCCAGGAUAUUAGCUUAGCUUAGCUCCCUUUUUGCAAGCAAGCAAGCGAUCUCUCUUGCUCUUGGAUACUCCAUUAAUAGAUUGGUGCUGGAAAUGGAGAUAGCCAGAUAGGGUUCUUUCAUCGAUUCUUUCCUGCCUAAACGUGGCAAAUUAAACUCAUGAAGCAGGGCAUCUGUCGAUUCACGCCGCUGCAGUUUACAGAUUGUUGGGAGCUACACUUAGAAUUGUAAGUAUAAUUAUUGCCCAUGAUGUUACUUAAUACAGAGGGUAGACUUCUGUAAUUCUAAUGGCCCUUUUGUUUUCA